Phalacrocorax carbo (great cormorant) is the source of this 3798-nucleotide messenger RNA. The record is from RefSeq and is a predicted model, not a curated record. Lineage: Eukaryota; Metazoa; Chordata; Aves; Suliformes; Phalacrocoracidae.
AUGGGUGGGGGGGACGCCCGUGGCACCAGUGACACCAGUGACACCAGGGACACCGGCGAAAGCAGCGGCACCGGUACCGGGAGUGACCCCAGGGACGCCGGCAACACCGGUAACAGCAGCGGCACCGGUACCGGGAGCGACCCCAGGAACACUGGCGACACCAGGGACACCGGUAACAGCAGCGGCACCGGUACCGGGAGUGACCCCAGGGACGCCGGUAACAGCAGCGGCACCGGUACCGGGAGUGACCCCAGGGACGCCGGUAACACCGGUAACAGCAGCGGCACCGGUACCGGGAGCGACUCCAGGGACACCAGGGACACCGGUAACAGCAGCGGCACCGGUACCGGGAGUGACACCAGGGACGCCGGCGACACCGGUAACAGCAGCGGCACCGGUACCGGGAGCGACCCCAGGGACGCCGGCGACACCGGUAACAGCAGCGGCACCGGUACCGGGAGCGACUCCAGGGACACCAGGGACGCCGGUAACAGCAGCGGCACCGGUACCGGGAGUGACCCCAGGGACGCCGGUAACACCGGUAACAGCAGCGGCACCGGUACCGGGAGCGACUCCAGGGACACCAGGGACACCGGUAACAGCAGCGGCACCGGUACCGGGAGUGACACCAGGGACGCCGGCGACACCGGUAACAGCAGCGGCACCGGUACCGGGAGCGACUCCAGGGACACCAGGGACACCGGUAACAGCAGCGGCACCGGUACCGGGAGCGACCCCAGGGACACCAGGGACACCGGUAACAGCAGCGGCACCGGUACCGGGAGCGACUCCAGGGACACCGGUAACAGCAGCGGCACCGGUACCAGGAGCGACUCCAGGGACGCCGGCGACACCGGUAACAGCAGCGGCACCGGUACCGGGAGUGACCCCAGGGACGCCGGUAACACCGGUAACAGCAGCGGCACCGGUACCGGGAGCGACUCCAGGGACACCAGGGACACCGGUAACAGCAGCGGCACCGGUACUGGGAGUGACCCCAGGGACACCGGCGACACCAGGGACACCGGUAACAGCAGCGGCACCGGUACUGGGAGUGACCCCAGGAACACUGGCGACACCAGGGACACUGGUAACAGCAGCGGCACCGGUACCAGGAGCGACCCCAGGGACACCGGCGACAACGGUAAAAGCAGCGGCACCGGUAACAGCAGCGGCACCAGUACCAGGAGCGACUCCAGGGACACCAGGGACACUGGUAACAGCAGCGGCACCGGUACCGGGAGCGACUCCAGGGACACCAGGGACACCGGUAACAGCAGCGGCACCGGUACCGGGAGCGACUCCAGGGACACCAGGGACACCGGUAACAGCAGCGGCACCGGUACCGGCAGUGACCCCAGGGACACCGGCGACACCGGUAACAGCAGCGGCACCGGUACCGGGAGUGACCCCAGGGACCCCAGGGACACCGGUAACAGCAGCGGCACCGGUACCGGCAGUGACCCCAGGGACACCGGCGACACCGGUAACAGCAGCGGCACCGGUACCGGGAGCGACCCCAGGGACACCAGGGACACCGGUAACAGCAGCGGCACCGGUACCGGGAGCGACUCCAGGGACACCAGGGACACCGGUAACAGCAGCGGCACCGGUACCGGCAGUGACUCCACGGACACCAGGGACACUGGUAACAGCAGCGGCACCGGUACCGGGAGCGACCCCAGGGACGCCGGUAACACCGGUAACAGCAGCGGCACCGGUACCGGGAGCGACUCCAGGGACACCAGGGACACCGGUAACAGCAGCGGCACCGGUACCGGGAGUGACCCCAGGGACGCCGGUAACACCGGUAACAGCAGCGGCACCGGUACCGGGAGCGACUCCAGGGACACCAGGGACACCGGUAACAGCAGCGGCACCGGUACCGGGAGUGACACCAGGGACGCCGGCGACACCGGUAACAGCAGCGGCACCGGUACCGGGAGCGACUCCAGGGACACCAGGGACACCGGUAACAGCAGCGGCACCGGUACCGGGAGUGACCCCAGGGACGCCGGUAACACCGGUAACAGCAGCGGCACCGGUACCGGGAGCGACUCCAGGGACACCAGGGACACCGGUAACAGCAGCGGCACCGGUACCGGGAGUGACCCCAGGGACGCCGGUAACAGCAGCGGCACCGGUACCGGGAGUGACCCCAGGGACGCCGGUAACACCGGUAACAGCAGCGGCACCGGUACCGGGAGCGACUCCAGGGACGCCAGGGACACCGGUAACAGCAGCGGCACCGGUACCGGGAGUGACCCCAGGGACGCCGGCGACACCGGUAACAGCAGCGGCACCGGUACCGGGAGCGACUCCAGGGACACCAGGGACGCCGGUAACAGCAGCGGCACCGGUACCGGGAGCGACUCCAGGGACACCAGGGACACCGGUAACAGCAGCGGCACCGGUACCGGGAGCGACCCCAGGGACACCAGGGACACCGGUAACAGCAGCGGCACCGGUACCGGGAGCGACUCCAGGGACACCGGUAACAGCAGCGGCACCGGUACCAGGAGCGACUCCAGGGACGCCGGCGACACCGGUAACAGCAGCGGCACCGGUACCGGGAGUGACCCCAGGGACGCCGGUAACACCGGUAACAGCAGCGGCACCGGUACCGGGAGCGACUCCAGGGACACCAGGGACACCGGUAACAGCAGCGGCACCGGUACUGGGAGUGACCCCAGGGACACCGGCGACACCAGGGACACCGGUAACAGCAGCGGCACCGGUACUGGGAGUGACCCCAGGAACACUGGCGACACCAGGGACACUGGUAACAGCAGCGGCACCGGUACCAGGAGCGACCCCAGGGACACCGGCGACAACGGUAAAAGCAGCGGCACCGGUAACAGCAGCGGCACCAGUACCAGGAGCGACUCCAGGGACACCAGGGACACUGGUAACAGCAGCGGCACCGGUACCGGGAGCGACUCCAGGGACACCAGGGACACCGGUAACAGCAGCGGCACCGGUACCGGGAGCGACUCCAGGGACACCAGGGACACCGGUAACAGCAGCGGCACCGGUACCGGCAGUGACCCCAGGGACACCGGCGACACCGGUAACAGCAGCGGCACCGGUACCGGGAGUGACCCCAGGGACCCCAGGGACACCGGUAACAGCAGCGGCACCGGUACCGGCAGUGACCCCAGGGACACCGGCGACACCGGUAACAGCAGCGGCACCGGUACCGGGAGCGACCCCAGGGACACCAGGGACACCGGUAACAGCAGCGGCACCGGUACCGGCAGUGACUCCAGGGACACCAGGGACACCGGUAACAGCAGCGGCACCGGUACCGGCAGUGACUCCAGGGACACCAGGGACACCGGUAACAGCAGCGGCACCGGUACCGGCAGUGACUCCAGGGACACCAGGGACACCGGUAACAGCAGCGGCACCGGUACCGGCAGUGACUCCAGGGACACCAGGGACACCGGUAACAGCAGCGGCACCGGUACCGGGAGCGACCCCAGGGACACCAGGGACACCGGUAACAGCAGCGGCACCGGUACCGGCAGUGACUCCACGGACACCAGGGACACCGGUAACAGCAGCGGCACCGGUACCGGGAGUGACCCCAGGGACGCCGGUAACACCGGUAACAGCAGCGGCACCGGUACCGGGAGCGACUCCACGGACACCAGGGACACCGGUAACAGCAGCUGUUCCAGGUGUGCCAGUACCGGCAGUGGCACCAGCGGCACCAGUUGCCGUACCAGUAACACCAGUACCGGCACCACAGGUGGUACCCGUAAUACCAGUAUCGGCACCGGUGGCACCACGUAG